AUGAGGAAAGCCUACCUGGAAACAGGAGUGACCUGAAGGUGUCCCCAAACCCUGGCAAGAGGAAGAAGAGGCGGCACAGGACUGUCUUCACUACCCAGCAGCUGGAAGAGCUGGAAAAGGCGUUCAGCGAGGCACACUACCCUGACGUGUAUGCCCGGGAAAUGCUGGCCAUGAAGACUGAGCUCCCUGAAGACCGAAUACAGGUUUCUGGGGUUCCCUUCUCCUUCCCAAAGACACCGUAGAGAGCAUGUUAACUUCACAGCCAGUGUGA
Molecule: messenger RNA, 271 nt
Organism: Myotis brandtii (Brandt's bat)
Lineage: Eukaryota; Metazoa; Chordata; Mammalia; Chiroptera; Vespertilionidae
Product: visual system homeobox 1-like
Exons: 2
Biological process (GO): regulation of transcription by RNA polymerase II
Cellular component (GO): nucleus
Molecular function (GO): sequence-specific double-stranded DNA binding
Source: RefSeq, a predicted model, not a curated record